Messenger RNA from Stegostoma tigrinum, 1958 nucleotides. RefSeq names its product late histone H2A.2.2-like. Gene Ontology annotation, molecular function: DNA binding; protein heterodimerization activity; structural constituent of chromatin. The transcript has a single exon. NCBI's taxonomy places the organism in Eukaryota, Metazoa, Chordata, Chondrichthyes, Orectolobiformes, Stegostomatidae. The record is from RefSeq and is a predicted model, not a curated record. Gene Ontology annotation, cellular component: nucleosome. Bases 1113 to 1556 code for a protein of 147 amino acids.
CAGAGAGCUCUCUGAUGAAGGGUCUAGGCCCGUAACGUCAGCUUUUGUGCUCCUGAGAUGCUGCUGGGCCUGCUGUGUUCAUCCAGCCUCACAUUUUAUUAUCUUUUAUCAAUAUCACCGGGUGCUGAUGUGAAAUAGUAUCUAUGCAGGGAACGGAUUUUGGCAGGUUUGUUUUUUGCUUCCGUUUAUUCGUAAAGUUCGAGCAAACAAUCCUUUCAAGAACAUAAAUACAGAUGUAUGGAGGCUAGGGAAUGACUGAGAUUGAGUGAAGCAUGUCGGUGUAAUCUAAAAGUAAAUUACUUCAAAUACUUUUGCAUUUUUCUUUGUUUGACUUCUUACUGUUUUGUACAUAUUGGCGGGCUUUUCGAGUUUGAAAGAAAGCGGUUGAUGAUUUGGCGCCGGCAUUUUCCUCCGGUUUCCACGCAGAGGAAUUUUGUUUUAUUUUCAAAUCUCCCCGCGGUUUUGCAGAAAGCUCAUAAAUGAGGCUUUCUGCUGUCGGUGGGAAAAUUUCAAAGUGAACCGAGAUGAAAGCAGAACAGCUGGCGGACUGGCAUCGCAAAAGUAGAAAUAUUGUUGAUCCCGUGCAAUAGGGAGCGCGAUUGUCAAUAUUGUUUAAAACGGUCAUGCGCUCAACGGGAAAGAAAUAGCAGUGCGAUGCUUUUAUCAAUGUAUCCGGGUGCUGAUGUGAAAUAAAAUGAAUUUGUUCAGAGAGUAACUUACGCCGGGCUCUUUUUCUGCCAUCUGUUUAUUCUUAAGGAUCAGGGUAAAAAGCAAAAUCAUAAUCACAUCGAUUCACUUAGGCCUGGGAAUCAGAGAGAGAUUGUAUGAAAUAUACAGUUGUAUUCUAAAAGUAAAUUAUCUGGAAUAUGAACGCAUUCUUCUUCGUAAAACUUCUUCCCGUUUUGAAACUAUUGGCGGGCUUUUCGAGUUUGAAAGAAAGCGGUUGAUGAUUUGGCGCCGGGAUUUUCCGGCCUCCUCCCCGGGCCCUCUCCGGAUUGGUGAGGGAAGCAGAUAUCUGAUUGGGCAUUGAAACGACAUGAGGAGAUACUGAACAAUGUGACCAAUCAGCAAUGGCCGCACCCCCAUUCCUCCCGAAGGUAUAAGAGGGCGGGAUGUGGCCGCAUUGCAGAAUUCUCUGUGAAAGUGUUUGUGAGAUUGUGGCGAUGUCUGGGAGAGGAAAGGGCGGUGGCGGGAAAGCUCGGUCGAAGGCGAAGUCCCGGUCGUCCCGGGCUGGGCUGCAGUUCCCGGUGGGCCGUGUUCACAGGCUCCUGAGAAAGGGUAACUAUGCUGAGCGUGUGGGUGCCGGAGCGCCGGUCUAUCUGGCUGCGGUGCUCGAGUACCUGACGGCUGAAAUCCUCGAGCUGGCCGGUAACGCGGCCCGGGACAACAAGAAGACCCGCAUCAUCCCCAGGCACCUCCAGUUGGCCGUGCGCAACGACGAGGAGCUCAACAAGCUGCUGGGAGGGGUGACCAUCGCUCAGGGCGGGGUGCUGCCUAAUAUCCAGGCCGUGCUGCUGCCCAAGAAAACCGCCGCUGGGGGCGCCACUAAAAAGUGAAGGGGCCGUUCUGUAACCUGACAACCCAAAGGCUCUUUUAAGAGCCACCCACAACAUCAGUGAAAGAAACUGGACCCUCACCACAGCCGAGUUAAUUUUAAUGUCCUCUGUAUUACUGGGAGACUGGUAACACAAUACUCACCCUGCCAUUAUUGUUAGUGUUAUUGAGCUAUAAUCCGCCCGGACGGAAUGUAUCCAUGAGGUAGUUUCCUGUAAUUGUAUUGGAAAGAUCUGACACUGUUAGAGGAAUAGCAACAAGUUUAGAAAUCGGGUAAUAAUAACCCCGGAAGCCGUAAAGCAAUUCAGUAUCCCUUGACAUGAUGCAUUCGACCAGAUAAAACUAUCUGUGGUACGGUAGCCCUUCCGCCUGUGCUGUUUUUCCUCUUCUCGGGUCUCCGUUCU